This is a messenger RNA of Brenthis ino (lesser marbled fritillary), 891 nucleotides long. The record is from the annotation of a GenBank genome assembly. NCBI's taxonomy places the organism in Eukaryota, Metazoa, Arthropoda, Insecta, Lepidoptera, Nymphalidae.
AUGCAAGUUGGUGCUGGUGGAAGUGCGGGCUUCAUAGAAGUUUGUAUUAUGCAUCCUCUAGAUCUUGUAAAGACAAGACUACAAUUGCAAGCAACGAAAUCAUCUUUACAAAGUUCUAGCCCUCAUUAUUAUAAUGGAAUAGUGGACUGUAUGAAGAAAAUGUAUAGAUAUGAAGGUUUGACGUCAUUUUGGAAAGGAAUUCUGCCGCCAAUUUUAGCGGAAACACCGAAACGAGCUGUAAAAUUCCUUACUUUUGAACAAUAUAAAAAAAUAUUUUUGUUUGGCUCCAGCUCACCUACACCUCUUACUUUUGCAUUAGCAGGCCUAGGAUCCGGAAUUACCGAAGCAAUUUUAGUGAAUCCAUUUGAAGUAGUUAAAGUGACGCUUCAAUCUAAUAGGGCCUUGGCUGCGCAAGUACCAAGUACAUGGUCAGUGACAAGGCAAAUUGUCCGAGAGAAUGGCUUAGGUUUUAGAGGGUUAAAUAAAGGUCUUACGGCAACGAUAGCCAGAAAUGGGAUAUUUAAUAUGGUUUAUUUUGGAUUUUAUCAUAGCGUAAAAGGAUAUUUACCGGAAUAUGAGGAUCCACUUUUAGAGUUUGGACGCAAAGUCGCCAUUGGUUUUACGUCAGGAGUUUUGGGUUCUUGCGUAAAUAUUCCAUUUGACGUUGCGAAAAGUCGAAUACAGGGCCCGCAGCCGACGCCUGGUAUAAUUAAAUAUAGUUCCACUACUGGAGCCAUCAUCCUAGUGUACAAAGAAGAAGGGUUCCGCGCACUGUACAAAGGAUUAUUGCCAAAAGUACUCCGGCUAGGACCAGGAGGAGCCAUUAUGUUAGUGGUAUACGACUAUGUAUAUAAUUAUUUAGGAAAUAGAUUUCAAGAUAAACGUGAUUUC